CUCGCCCCUUGCGUCCUGUCUCCUUGGAAACAUUAACAAACAUGGCGGAUUAAUUUUGGCCGUGUGAAAAAGUAAUUUUAGGAAGAUAUCUUGCCAAGGAAAGGAACAUCUAGAAAAGCGAGGUGCAAUGGACGUCAAAGAAGACGGAGAAAGUCCAUUUGAUGUGGCGUCAGACGUGUGUGGACUGCUGGGUGUCCACCUCAUCACUGAUGAGGACAAUGAAGAAGAUGGUCCAGGCCAGGAGACCUUUGAAGAUGAAGAGCCAGCCUUUCCUCCUGAUUUAAAGUGGUUAGAGGAGUUGUACGAAGAGGACGAUACUGAUGGUGAUGCUGACGCUGACCUUGCUGUUACGGCCGUCAAUGAUAAGAAGAGGAGUUAUGCUGAGAAAGCACGGAUGUUCAAGCUGAGACGAAACCUGGACCAGCUGGACUGCUUUCACCGACAGAAGGAGCACGACGUGCUGAAAGCCAGAGAAGAGCUUAAACUCUGCCGUCAGUACAUUGAAUGUUUGGUGGAGCAGAGGGAUGACUUGGAGACAGAGAUUGAGCGACAGAAAGCAGCAGACAACGGUGUGGCAGUGUUUCGUGUGCGAGCCCAGCAUAAGCAUCUGUGUGAAAAGCUGCAGAGUGAGGAGGAGCUGGAGGGCCACAUCAACACUGAGCUGAGGCAACAAGAACUGGAGCUGAGUGAAGUGGAGGUGGAGCUUGGCAGGUUCUCCUCGCUCCGGCAGGAGGUGCAGGAGGAGGAGCGGGCCUUUCAGGUCCUGAAGAACCAGAAGGCAGCGACAAGGCUGCAGCAGGAGAGGAAAGCCAGCCAGAACCUGCAGCUCAAGAUGCAGCAUCUCAGGGAUAAACAGGCAGCCCUGCUGGAGAAAGAGGAGGCUGAAUGUCAGGAGAAAAGUGAAGAGGGCCGGGCCAGUCGCAAGGUAGCUGCCAGGCACUUGAAAGAGACCAUUAAAAGGAUGCAUCAGCAGAACAGGGAGGGACCGGAAAAGAGGAUGCAGGCUGUCAUGUCCCUGAAAUCUAACAUAGCAGCCACCCAAGAGAGGUUACGUGUCCAUCAGAGCAGAGCCAAAGCAACUGCCCAGAAGAAAGAGCAGCGACAGAGACAACUGAGAGAGUCCCUGCAGGCCCAAGGAAUCGACAGCGUCAAGCAUAUGCACCAGCAGAAACAACUCGAGGAUAUAAAACGAAAACAAGAGGAAUUGGAGGAGAGGCAGAAGUCAAAGAGAGAGGAGAUUGUGGCAAAAAUCCUUCAGGAGGGACAGCUGGUAAAGAGCAGAAAGAGGCACCAGCCACUGCUGCCUAAACCCUCAACCACUGACAAGUUCCCACUUCUGGGGAGAGUGAGAGAGAAUCUCCUGUAUUACCUGGACCCCAUUCCCCCGGCAGCCACAGAGGGGAGAGCCACAGUCCAGUUAAGACGGUUCAGUGACAUCAGCAGCUCGCCGUCAUCCUCCUCUGAUGUCGACGACCUGGAGGAAGCCACGCACCAGGAAGUGGACCACCACAGCCUCGCCGACAGCCUGGCCGAGCCCGAGUUCUCUGGGCUGUGGGAGCAGAACUACAAGAAGCUCCUGAGUGAGAAAACGACUUUGGUGCAGACAGAAGUAAAGCAGAAAGAACCUGCGUUGACCAGUGGAAAGCUCAACGCUCCUCCUAAAAGGGUUCAUGGAAAAGAGUUGAAAGGGCCGCCGUUCAGCAGUAAACCGAAGGUCAUCCUCUUCAAGGACUUUGAAGUGGGGGAAAUGUAUAAGAAGAAAAUCGUCCUGACUAACAUCAGCUACGUCACCAACCACUGCAAGCUUCUCGGGGUCUCCGCCCAUGCGAAGGAUUUCAUCUCCAUCACCUUUGAGCCUCCUGGAUCUUUAUCGACUGGGAUGUCCUGUAACAUGCAGGCUGUUUUUCAACCUCUGAUCAACGAGGACCUGGAAGGAGAGGUCCAAUUUGCGUCAGCAGUGGGUCCCUUCUCUGUGCCUGUCAGAUGCACCAUAAAGAAAUGUGAUCUGGAGGUUGAUAGCCAGUUCAUUGACUUCGGUUCGCACGUCGUCGGCCAAACUAUUUCAUGGACUAUCACCUUGACCAACAAGGGUGCACUGGCCACCCUCUUCAGCCUGGACACCUCCGCAUGUCUCAGUCCAGAGACUAGCCAUGUCCAGAUGGCAUCCCAGGUCUCUGCCAACUCCUGCCAGGAGACAAGCAGUCAAAACAUAACAUCUAACGAUCAGAGCAGCUCUGUAUCCUUGGGCACUGGAGAACUGCAGCCAAAGCAAGAGAGCCAGGAGCUUUCUGAACACCCAGAAGAGUCAGAGGCUUCAGCUGCAGGUCCAGAAGGUAUUCCUGAGACUUGUAUGUUCAUCGAUUUAGAAGCCCAGAUGGACCAGAUCCCCUCAGACUCCGGUGAUAUAAGUCUAGGAAAUGUUAGAGAAGGGGAGAUUGGACCUUUUAAAAGGAUCAAACUGGAGGUGGUCUUCACUCCGACCGUUCCAGGAGAGGCCAAGCUGGACUUUCACAUCAAAUUCUCUGACUUAACCAGCAAACCAAUACCCAUCCAGGUGAGGGGUGUGGCAGUCAGCGUCCCUGUAUGGGUGGUUCAGCCCAACAUUGACCUGAAGAUCUGCAUGUUCGACCGCCUCUAUCAAGACCGUAUCAGGGUCCAAAGCAGCGCCAGGACAGCUUUGAAGCUGACCUUUGAGGUGUGCCGGGAAAUGAGGAAACACAUGGAGAUCCUUCCAAAGACGGGCUUCGUCCAGGCCCAGUCGAGCUUCAAUGCCCAACUCAAGUUCCUGCCAAGAAGCUCCUUAUCCAAAGAUGCCAAGAAGCUUUUUGACAGAGAUACAGGAGUCCUGGAGGUUCCAGUGACAGUGCAAGUAGCAGGCCAGGUGAAGCCGAUCCACUUCACAGUCCAGGCUGUUGUGACCUCCUCAGACCUGCGCUUUGACCGGACUGAGGUGGACUUUGGCUGCUGCUCCGUGUACAAUUCUGUCAAGAGCAGCGUUCGCCUUACCAACAUGUCCCUGCUGCCCCAAGAAUUUGGCUUCGUGGGCAUUCCACAGUUCAUUGAGGUCCAGCCUAACGAUGGCUUUGGCACUCUGCUCCCACAAGAGACCCUGGAGAUUGAUCUGAUUUUCAGUGCCAACAAGUCCAAAGACUACAAAUUCCAGCUCACCUGCAAAUCAGAAAUUAACAGAGAUUUCCUUCUGUCGUGCCGAGCAGUGGGCGUCCGCCCUCCGCUGCAGCUCUCCCAUUCUCUGGUCCAGUUUGGGGCCACGGCAGUAGGUGAUCACUCCUCUGCCGUACUUUACCUGACCAACCAUCAAACCAGCCAGAACCAGCCCAAACAAGCAGCCCCUCCGGUGGUCAAGGACACCAUGGCUCCUGUCAUACCCAGGCUGUUCUCCUUCAGCCUCCCCCAGGAUUCAGACAUCAGCAUCACUCCUGCUGCGGGCCGCCUGCUGCCCGGAGAGAGAUGUCUGGUCCAGGUGACGUUCAGACCCACACUGUUAGACCAGCACAUCAAAGAGGAGGCGCUGCGUCUCUUUCACCGAGCCAAGUUGCUCCGUGAGAAGGAGUUGGAGAGGAACAGACACUCUGAGCAGGAGACCAAAAAGGAGCUCCCAGUGGAAACCAGUAAAGGAAAGGAGGCAUCUGUGAUUCCAACAAUCAGCAAGGUGUCAGGCAAGCCAAAGACGGACCAACUGAGUGAAUCACCAGAUCCUGCCGACAUACAGCCGGGGUCAGAGCAGUAUGGGGAGGCCAGGGCGUCUCUGCUGCUCUCCUUCACCCAGCGCUGCAGCGAGUACACCGUUCCCUGCUUUGUGUCGGACGGAGACCCUCCAGAGGAAGACCGACAGGCCCAGCCGGCCUGGAGUCCCUUCAAUACUCUUUACUUGGAGCUGCAGUGUUCUGCUGUACAGCCCCCUCUAGUGGGCACAUCCAACAAUGGACACAAUGUCAUAGACUUCCAUCAGCUGGCAGUGGGAGAACGAGUGAUCAAGAGGUUUACAGUUCAGAACAUUUCCAAGGAAUCUUUGGACCUGAGGUCGUCGGUGCUGGAUAUAGACGGUACUUUUGUCCUUCUGAACGCUCUGAGAUGCAUAAGACCCGGAGAAAAACACACUCUGGUGCUGGCCUUCAGUCCAUCUCUGGAGAAAAAGUACUGUGAGACUCUGGAGGUGCGUAGCCAGGAGAUGACCCUGGAGAUUACUCUGCGUGGGGAGGGUGUGCUUCCCGUGGUCACCUCCUCCCACCCUGGAGGUCUCCUCGACUUUGGCUAUGUGCUGGAGAAGGAGAGCAGCUCACACGUCCUGAAGCUGCAGAACAGCUCAGCGGUGGCGGUGGGUUUCAAGGUGCUGCUGGCCAGCGUCUGUCCCUGGAGGCCUCAGGGUGGAGCUGACCUGGUGGCCUUACUGCUGGGCGGUUACAAAGACUCUAAGGUCCAGCUUGACGUGGGAACCCAGAACUACAGUGGGCGGAGUGUGUUCAGCGUGGGGCCAGCAGAGGGCAGCAUUGCUCCAGGACAGAGCCAGGACAUCCCUAUCACCUUUCAGCCUGACCACCCGUCUGUCAACUAUUGUGACAGACUGACAAUAGAGCUCAUAAAUAAGAGUAAAGUGUGCGUGCUGGAUCUGAGGGGGGCAGCUUCUUCACACAACAUGUAUCUGUGUGGAGGAGACCCUCUGACGGUGCCCAUUGAAUCCCUCCUCCCUCCAUUGUUAUUCAGUCAACCUCAGCUGACAGCAGAGUCAGAAGUGAUGGAGAAGCCCACCAUCCCUGUGUUGGUGACCCUGCAGGCCAGAUACAGCGCAGGAGCCCUCAUACCUGCAGUGAGGGAGCUGCAGGUGGGCUGCAUCCGCUCCACACAGCCCAGUAAGAAGAGUGGUGACUUUCACUGGGAAAACGUUGCGUCCCUGCAGCAGCACGGCUUCAGUGUGGAGCCCAGCAAAGGAACCGUGAAGACAGGCCACAAACGCACCAUCACUGUCACAUGGACUCCCCAAAGUGGAUACAAGCCCUAUGAUGUGGUGGAGACAUGUGUGCCUCUUACCUUGAAGGGGGAUGAGACAAAUGUUUACAGAGUCACCCUGAUGGCGUUGGUCUCCACCGAUGCUGACUGACCUCUACAGUACCUGGAUGACGACCAGUGUGAAAUCUGCUCACACACACACACACACACACACACACACACACACACACACACACACACACACACACACACACACACACACACAGUUAUCUACAGAUACAGGCCCAUGUGUUAUUUUUAACCCUAAAUGCCAGUUGAGGGCUUCGGGCUUACUAUAUCAAUGGGAUAUACUGUUCAUUUAUGUGGCCAACAUUAAGCAAUUAAUGUAUAACUUGAAUCUAAUUAUUAAA
Molecule: messenger RNA, 5375 nt
Organism: Cottoperca gobio
Lineage: Eukaryota; Metazoa; Chordata; Actinopteri; Perciformes; Bovichtidae
Gene: cfap74
Product: cilia and flagella associated protein 74
Exons: 39
Coding region: 128-5116 (1662 amino acids)
Source: RefSeq, a predicted model, not a curated record